AUGUUGGCUCCGUCACAGCAGGCAGUGCUGCAGUUGCUGGUGCUGACACAGGAGCAGGAGAGGGAGCAUCUGGUCAAGCUGGUACACGGGAUCUCCCUAGAGGAUUUGCAAGAGCCAGGUUGCGCAGUGCCUCCAAGAGAGGAUAGUCAUACACACGAUGCUUUAAGAAAUGGCUGCAUAAAAAGGCUGAGACAAAUCCAGGCCGGUCUGCAGACACUCAAUGAGACUCAGAUCCCCUUACAGCAAACAAACCCUCAGGCACAACUCCAGCCCCAGCCCCAAAUGCAGGCCCACAUAAGCAGUCAACCGGGGAUUUGGUCCCAACACCAGCUGGAGGAUUGUUCCCUGCUCCUCUUGACCCAUCUGAUGGAGCUCCAGGAGGUCCAAGCUUCUGCAUUACUGCCAGCAUUGAUGGACAAGAGCGUACAGGGUGUCCAAGCUCUGCGAGAUGAAUAUGAAUCUGCACUUCAAGCAAAGCGCUACACCAACCCACUCCAACUCCUGGUCUCAGACGCCCCUCUCACUUCCUGUUCUAUACUAACUCCUUAUCCGAACGUAACCGAAAUGAGCAGCAAUGAGCACAUCACAGCUCAAUCCUGCUGCAGUGGACCAGCUGAGGCUCAAAACAGCAGUGGAGCCCCAGCUGAAGCUCCGAGGUUUGUUUCAAUCAGAAGGGCCAGCAGAGAACUGAAUAGGGUGCAAGCUGCAGAUGGGACUGACAAACAGGACGUCUGUACAGGUUGUGGAGUGACUGUGGAGGAACUGCCCUACUUGGAGAUCUUGUGUGUAUCAGAUGCAGCAAGUAAUACUCAUCGGAGUAUCGCUGCGGAGGGAGGAGCCCAGGAAGAAUUAGAGGGCAGUGCAGCAAAGAGCCCCCAGAGCUAUGAGAAACAGGGCUCACUGAUCGCCCUUGCUUGGAGCAAACCGCCAGAUGAUGACACUGACUAUGAGGCAGAAGCUGCAGUCGGGGGCACAGGACAGAGCCUGGAUGUUGAGAGCAGUUCGAAGACCCAAGUCCAGAAAAGCGACAUGAACAGCACAGCUGAACACACAGAGUGUGAGGAGACUUCUGGAGAGAAAGACAGGGAAGAUCUGUUCCAGUCUGAUUUGACAGGUCAUCGUGACACGCAGUCUGCAGACCAGCAGUGCAACACAGUAGGACAGGUACUCUGUAAUCCUAAAGCAGACCAUAAAACAUUGUAUUACAAUGUCAUGCAUCUGAUUUUCUCUGUUUUAUAUUCAUUUGUUGACCUUUGAGUAGAGAGCAAUAGCUGAUCAACAGGAGAAGGGAGAAGCCGUAUCCAACUGUGACCUGCAAACAUAUGAGUCGGUAGCAGAAACAUUGCAGGGUGUACAACCACAUCUCUUGGUUGACGUUCCUGAAAUUAAGCGGCACGCUGGUGACCUCUGCUCUAGACUUAUGAAUGAGACAGCAAAUGUGGACAGAGAAGUGGCUGAGGUGGAAUUAUGUCCCACUGCAACCGAGACACAGCAGUGGGACUUUAGAAGGCCUGAACCCGCUCAGGCUGAGGACGAGAAAUGUAAUCACGAGCCACAGUUGACUGUAGCCCUGCAGAGAGGGAAUCCACACUGAUGGAGAGAGAGCAAGCCACAGAACCAGUCUCGGCAGUGGAGAGAGAACGAACAAUGCGCAACCUGGUGGACAUGCAAAGAAAGGUUGAACAGAAGCAGCAGAGAGAUAGAGAGAGACAACUGCUGAGGGUUCAGGAGCGUCUGUCCAUCAUCCAGAACAGGAAGGCAGAGGAAGACCUGCUUGGCCUGAAACACACAGACAGGCUAAGGCACCUCACACAAGAUCUACCACAGGAGGAUAAGAACCAGCAGAAGACAGUUGUUAGAGAGAGACUGGAGCAGCUGAGAAGAGAGCGUUCCCAUGUCAUGCAGUCCAAACGAGACAGGAACACUGCAGGAUUUAAAGAACUCCUUGGACCAGUAGCUCUCCACAGCAGAGAAACAGAUGAUGGAGCAGAUUGAGAAACUACGGCUGUUUAAAUUCAUGUCUUGUUAAAGAAACACAUCAAUAAUCUCAUAUUGUUCAUAGUGGCUCACUAAAUACUACCACAACAAACCUAUGGUUUUCUAAUGAUUUAAAUUAUUUUAAACCACAUUGCUUUUCAAAUAAUAUUUUGAUGCUUUCAAGUGUAAUGCUGUAGAUCUCACAUCAGUGACAGCCUUCCCAUUUGUUUGUGGUCACAUAAGCGCACAUUAUAGUGGUUGACCAAUAUGGGUUUCUCAUUGGCAAUAUUUGGAGAGCAGGGUGGCCGAUGGCCAAAAGAAAGGAAAGUCACGUAUAAUUAAAUUUUUUCAUGCAAUACAAUACAUUGUUUUCUUGGCUAGUAGUGCGUUGUUUUACAUGGAUUUUUUAUUAAUUAAUGAAAUAGAAAAAUACACUGGGUUAUGCCUGUGGUUCUCAAACUGGGGGGCACUGGACAGUGGGUGUGGCUGAUCAGGGGAAAAUGAGUUGAAUGAACAUGAUUUACAUAGGGAAAGAGAACAAGAGUUUGCUGAUGCUAUCAUGUUAACCUGAAUCAUUCUUUUAUUUCAAUCUAAGUCACCUUGGC
Messenger RNA from Micropterus salmoides (largemouth bass), 2582 nucleotides. RefSeq lists its product as uncharacterized. The coding region runs from base 1 to 1257 and encodes 418 amino acids. Lineage: Eukaryota; Metazoa; Chordata; Actinopteri; Centrarchiformes; Centrarchidae. The record is from RefSeq and is a predicted model, not a curated record. The transcript has 8 exons.